UUAUUGAAAACCGGCGACCGCUUUAGCCUGGAAGUGUUAGCUUUCUGUUUAUUAAGGGAACAUGGUUGUUGACCUGGUUUUACAUGACCUGGCUGGCGGCGGAGCCUCUAAUGACAGAUGGCGUUGCUGAUAAGUCUAGUGAGCAGGUUAGCAACAAGCUAGCGGGCCGUUGUCAGCCAGGACCCAGAAAAGCAUCAUCAUCAUCAAUGGUGUGUCUACAUCCCGGAGCCGUCACAUUUUCCUGUGUCCGCUCAAUGAACCAUCUCCUCAGCUCUCAUCACAGCUGCACAUGUAUGGCGUUUGCGAGGCUCGGAGGGGAGUUUUGCCAAGCCCAGCACCUGCUGCUUAUUGUGGACAAGUGAACAGGAGACACCAGCUAGGCGCAAACACUGCCAUUGACGCACACAGGUCCUUACUGCCAUCCUGUUCAACCCAUAUGAAGACAAGCCAACCUUCAGCCUGUCACCUGUCCUGGGGAGUAGGAGAGGCUUCAGUUUUAUCCCAGGAGUUUCCUCACCGCUCUUCUCCUUUCCUGCUUUUCCUUCCUUCUUUUGCUCUGAUUCGUCUUCUCUGAAUGGGCUAGUAGAUUUGAAAGAAAGGAAGGACAGAUCUUCUUUCUGUCUUUAUUUUUUUUUCCGACUGUGGGUGUCUGCUCUCCAUUCUUUUUGAUCCCAAUCUGUUAGAUUUUAAUUUUUUGUUUAAAACCAAGCCAAUUUUAGUUUUUCCUUCAUUGCCAAAAAGUUUAGAUUUUUUACCCCUCUAUUUCUAUCCCAGGAAACUGGUCUGUCAUAUUGUUUUUGUUCUUUGUUUUUAAUUAGUGAAAUUAAUUGCGAAGUGGUUUUGCAUUUUUUUGUGCUUAAGGAGUUUUUCUUUUAGUGCAAAGUUUUUUUGUUGCUUUUUUAAAUUUUAAAUAAUCAGAAGACUUUUGCUUUGAUUCGUUUGAAGAAGACCCCGUCUGUCAGUCUUUGAAGCACAGAACUUUUCAGAUCUUUUAUUCUGCAUUAAUAAACCUUUGAGCAUCUAAAAAUGAACCGACCGGCCCCGGUGGAGAUCUCUUAUGACUGCCUGAGAUUCCUCAUUACGCACAACCCCACCAAUGCACAACUGGGAAGGUUUAUAGAGGAUCUGAAGGCAUAUGGAGUAAACACCUUGGUGAGAGUGUGUGCCGCUACAUAUGACAAGACACCAGUGGAACAAGAGGGUAUACAUGUCUUGGAUUGGCCGUUUGAUGAUGGUUCCGCCCCCCCAGACCAGGUGGUUGAUGAUUGGCUGACUCUGCUGCAGACAAAGUUCAGAGACGAGCCUGGCAGCUGUGUGGCUGUGCACUGUGUUGCUGGAUUAGGACGAGCUCCUGUGUUGGUGGCGGUGGCUCUAAUUGAGUGUGGGAUGGAAUAUGAAGAUGCUGUGCACUUCAUAAGACUGAAGCGCCGCGGAGCGUUCAACUCCAAGCAGCUGCUGUACCUGGAAAACUACAAACCUAAACUGUGUCUGCGCUCCAAAGAUGCCAACGGACAGAGCUGCUGUAUACAGUAGGAAUCUUCAGCUCCAAACAUCUUCACUGCAGCUACAUAGGAGACUUUCACCUUUUAAUGUUAAACGGAAAGUUGACAUGUUUGGGUAAAUGUUUUGGUAACAUUAAAGCCCAUGAAAUCUAUUUAGAGCACUUAAUGUAUUUCCAAAAAUUAAAGGAUAUCACAUCAAAUUGCUGAAAUCUGUUAAAAACAUAUAUAGACGUCUGAUUUUACAUAAAAAAUGAACGUGGAAAAAAAGUGAUGUUUAAAUUUUUUUAUUUCUGCUCCGUGGUCUGUGAACUCACCUCAGUAUGUAGCAAAAAUGCACAAAUACUUAACCCAUUAAAGGAUGACCCCACAGUCAAAAUGAAUUGAUUUUAACUGUCAGCUUUACUGUGAAACCAAGCUUGUUUGGUUGCAAAGGUAAAAAAAGAAAAAGAAAAACACAAACAUUUAUUUUGAUGGUCCCUCUCUCAAGUCAUUGUUACAGUAGCAGCUACGGUAAAUGCCAUUGAUGUUAACAGAUUUGAUCAGAUUUAAAUUUACAUUGGGAACAGACCUUAUAGAAAAUGGUGUGUCAGUAGUCGAGUAUGUUUGACAGUUGAUUCAUUGUGAUGUUAAACUGGUCUGCAGCUUGAUAUUUGUCCUAGGCUCCAACACUGCAAAUGCUGAAUAAAUAGUUGGCAGUAUGUGCUUUCAGAGGCUUGCUGGUUUAUUGCACAUCAGUCCACACAGUGGUUCAGGCUGAUAUGUUUAUUCCAAUAUCUCCUCUCUGACCAAAUCGAUGUCCUGCAGCAGAAUGUGGCGCAGAUUAUAAAGAACUCGUGAAGCAAAGCAUAGAAUAUUUAAUGGAGCAGUGUGUAUGAUUUUGGGAGAUCUGUUGGCUAAAAUGCUAUAUAAUAUUCACAACUAUGUUUUCAUUUAAUCACAAGAAACUAAGAAUUGUGUUUCUUUUCAUAUCUGUAUAGAGAGCAGGUGUCUUCCUUGGAGCCUGCUUUGUUGUACGGCCAUUAUUCUAUGGUGGCCCAGAACAGAACAGUUCUCUGGCACACCUGGAAAAGGAGGCUUGAGGGGAGGUGUGUUCAGUUGAUUGCAAUCUUCAACCUCACCACUAGAUGCCACUAAAUCGUACACUCUGCUCUUGUAGGAAUUUGCUUGAAGGAAUACUUAUCCCGCAAAAUGACCAAUUGUUUAUCAGUUACUCAGUCCAUGUUACUUUUAUAACGUUAUUUUUCUCAUAUGCCUCCAUGAUAAACAAAGAAUACAAAAAUGGAGAAAUUUCUUGAUGAAUUGAAGUGGUGACCACGUUUAUCAACAGCAAAGCUAUAUCAAAACUUCUGUUAACGAACUCUCACACAUGCAUGGGCAGUUUAUGAAAAAUUGUUUAAUAGUAGGGUUUUGGUGAAAAUGCAUGUGUUUUGGAAGUACUGAGCAUAAAAGUGGAUAAGUGAGACUUGGAUUAUACUGCAUGAGUUGUGUAAGAGUUCGUAAACUGAUGUUUUGAUACAGUUUUGCUGUUGUUAAAUGCAGCCGCCUAUGAUUGUUCACCGUGGAGGCACUUGAGAAAACAAAGUUUUUUCCUGAACUCAGCGUAACAUGAGGUGUCUAGCUGACACACAAAUGUUCUUUUAAGAAAGACUAAAAGUUUAAAAAGAUUUAUAAAUAUGAAGUAUGCUGUAUAAAACAAUACAACCUACCUACUAUGUGUCCCAAGUCAGAAUCAUAGGCACACAGUCUGCUUCUCUAGAACAAAUGUGUGUUGGCUGUAAAUGUUUGACACUGUCCUUCAUAAUGUCACCAAGGCGAGAAGACCAACAUGCUAAAAGCUCAGUUGGUGAAGGUAUUUAUAAAUGAACACUUUAAUGUUUUGGUAGAUUGUCCUAUUAGCUGUCAAGUGUGAAGAACAUGAAUGAAAUCAUCAAUAUGUCUCUAAUUCUUUGGCCCCAAUGCUCUAUACCUCCAUUUUAACAUACACAGUGUCUAUCUACACAGUGUAUGAUGGAGUGGCAGCAUACAGUAUAUGAUUAGUCUUCCCACUAGCACUUUGGCAUAGGUAAUACUGAGUGGUAUUUGCAUGAUAACAGUAGGAUGUACUGUUGACUGAUAGUAGGCUCUAUGCAGACACAUGAGCAUGUACUAUUUACUGUAAGAAGGUAAAGAAAUAAGCUAGCAUUUAAGUAGGAGUGAUACAAACAUGUCUGUCAUUUUGGUGCCCUGUGUUUUAAUCAUUGAAUAGUCAAAUGUACUAAUGGGACAAUCUCCUGAAUACUUAAUGUAUUCCUAUAACAACCAACAUGGAACAGGACUGUGGACCCAACAUGGCUGCCGCUGAAACCUUAGUGGCCAUAGUUCUUAUCUGUCUCUGGCUCUGUACCUACUUAGCUGUCUGGUCAGCUGCUGUGUGUGUAAGAUGCUGUUGGGUCUCUGUGAUGUUAUUAUUUUUUCUAUAGCUUUUAUUUUCUUUCCUUGUACCCUUUACCUGUUUGUACUUAUUUAUUUAUUGAUUCCACAGUGUUUCUUUGUGAAAUGUCUGUCUGCUAGAAAACAAAUCUAGUGGUCUUGUUGGAAAAUUAAAGUGUUUAAAGUAA
Molecule: messenger RNA, 4099 nt
Organism: Epinephelus lanceolatus (giant grouper)
Lineage: Eukaryota; Metazoa; Chordata; Actinopteri; Perciformes; Serranidae
Product: protein tyrosine phosphatase type IVA 2-like
Biological process (GO): protein dephosphorylation
Source: RefSeq, a predicted model, not a curated record